Amoebophrya sp. A25 is the source of this 5526-nucleotide messenger RNA. Lineage: Eukaryota; Dinophyceae; Syndiniales; Amoebophryaceae. The record is from the annotation of a GenBank genome assembly.
AUGGGCAACAGUCUGACAAUCUGCUGUUGCGAGGGAGCAGAUGAUCCGCAUAGCGGACCUGCUCCAACGAUGAAAAAUAGCAAGAAGUCUAAUCGUGGAGGUUCUUCUCGUCGCGACAAUACCAAUGACAGCCAUGCUGGACGAGACAUUAUGUCGACCACUAGUACGAACUACAGAUGUGUUGUAUCUAGUAGUACUUCAUGAUAUCUAUGUCUCUAUCUAGUACUUCAUGAUAUAAUUUUAAAUGGUAGAACAUAAACAGGAGGUAUUUCCUUAACUACGACCAUCUAAUCCUUUCAUCAUAAACCCUAAACCCAUCUAAUCCCUUAACCAUCUACUUAUUCCCUCAACUACUAAUCGUUUCAUCAUACCACGAAGAAAAAAUACAGGAACAAAUCGAAGUAUUUGGCUCGUCCUCUAGAACUAGAUGUAGUGGUCCUCUAGAACAUGAUGUAGUCAGAAGAGUAGCAGUAGCUCUGAGAACCUGAAGAUCAUUUACUAGUUCUACAACAACUUCUCUGGCUACUAGGUAGUGCGACGACCUGUACUAGCAGAUGGAUCAGAAAAUCUUUAUCUAUUGGUAGAUACAAAGUAGCCAAAGGUUUGUCACUCUCACUUCCUAGAACGAAGUAUAAUAUAAUGCUCUAACCCUACACAGGAGUCCACUAAAAACAGCGACGCACCUCCGAAGAAGAAAGACUCUAUGGUGUUCCACUCAGAAGGUACAAAAGGAUACGAAAUGAUGAUGACACUUUUGACAAUAACCAACUGCUCCCAUUUAGCACUGUAUUUUACGAGCUUCACGUUCACCGACUUCAAAAAUACUCAUCAGAUUGACAUACAACAUCAAACACUCAGUUCUACAAGCCUAUACGCUUACCUUGCCGCAGGUGAGCUAACUCCUAUCCUAUCCUAUCCAGCAACAUGAAGAUAAUUUACCCUCUUCUUGUUCAGGUGGCGAUGAUGCAGAAGCUUUUGACAGGGCGUUUCGCGCGAACGACAUCCCUAAGCUGGUAAAGCUGAUGGAUUCAGACGAGAGAAUAGAGACGGAUGAGCAAAUGCAUCAGUGGGCCACAAAUCCAAGAAGUAUAGGAGCUCUAGCUAUGGGAAAGCGAAAGAACACCCCUCUACAGACUAGAGGACCACGUCUGUAGAAGCAAGAAGAAGAACAUCUAGACGAGUUUGUUGUCAUCCAGUAAUAGAAAUAGAAAAUACAAUUACAAAUAGAAAGUCAAUUACAAAUACUUAGAAACCUAGAAGAAACCAUUACAAAUAGAAAUACAGAAGUUGAAGUAGUACUAUGCAGCAACAUAGAACCAGACGUAAGAAUAAGAAAUGAAUCUUGAAUACUAUUGCAUCAGCACCAGUUGUCCCACGUUCUUCACAUUCUAAGCCUUCGGGGACGCAAAUAGCCAUAAAAGCGGCAGUCACCCAGGAAUCGGCGACACCGCUACAGCCCUUUGAUCCUGACAUGAAGGACAAAGUCCGGAAAGCAGGUACCUAGCUGGUGAUCUGUUUAUCAUUAUGUUGGGUCUCGAGAUUAUUUUGUCAUCCGGGGAGAAGCUGUAUCUCCAUGCUGCUCUGUUCAUUGAUUUGCCUUAUGUGCCUAUUGAUGUCUCACCUCUUUCUUCAUCUUCUCGCAGUUUCUUGCGUCUCUUGCUGGGACCUCGUAACUACAGAUGCACUAAUUUGUGUUGGCUGCAUGUGAUUUCCUCAUCCCCUUUCGUAGUCGUAUCAUGAUGACCAAGAAAUCUGAACAUCAUGAUCUCCAAUCAAUGACCGCAGGUGCAAUACCGAAAUUGGUGAAGUACCUCAAGAGUUCGGAAGAGGAUCGAAUUCAUACGGCAGUGGUGGCACUUAGUUUCCUCUGCAUCGAGAAUCCACUCAACGCCAAAGCAGCGUAUUAUAUUGUUUUGUUUUUGCUAUUGCUUGAAGUAGUAGUACUAGUUUUUGUAUGAAGUAGAAGAUGGGGUUGAAGUAAAUGCACCAUAUUGUAAGAACUGCAGGUAUGUGCUGAAGUAUGUCGUAUCCCUUGGAAGUUAUGCUUAACAAACUGCAUGUUCGAAUAUGAGGGUGAUAUUUUAUAGAAGCGGUAUGCUCAUUUACUACGACUCAGUGGUCGUAGGGGAAAUAAAAGUUGUCACUUAAUAUUAAAAAAGAAAGAAUGAUCUCUGUAACUGUAAUCGUAUUACGGUAAAAACUCUUCAUGAUGUUGUUGUUGAUCUUCUUCUCAAAUUCAAUUUCAAAUGACCUCUCAGAGACGAUGCUGGAGCUAUUCAACCACUUGUGCCAUUGAUGUUGUCACCUAUUGAGGGUCUAGCUUGUGCGGCAGCCAGCGUCAUUCGAAACAUAAUAUUGGAGGAUGAGUUACGAUCACCUAGAAGACUUUUUGCUGUGGUAUUGUAAUUGUAAUUAGACGAUUCUUGUGCAAGAAUGAACGACAACGAUGUAUCCUUUUGCCUGUCCUAGUAGUUCCCACCACGACCAUGUUAAUCUUCUACUCGAUGGAAUUCAUAUAUUAUAAUUGCAUAUUCGUCUGUCCCCGUGCAAGAAUUGCAUUGAUCUCUUCUCCCACGACUUCUAGGAAGUACAUUCUUAUUUCAAUUCUCUGACUCCUUCUGUUCUUCCUUGAGGAUGAAGACCUUUCUUGUUUCUAACAUGUUUUCAUACCCCUUUUGCAUUGAUUAGGACUUUUUUGUUUCUCUAUCUCUUUCUCUUCCUGUCCCACCAAUUCCGCUCCCUCAACAUCCUUUCUUCAUUCCGUGCUGCGAAGGAGAAGUUUGUGGAGGCAAGAGGUGUGGAAGGCUUCGUGAAACUAGUAGAGCUUCCGAAGGGAUACAAGCAGCUCGAUCCAGACGAUACUCAAUUAUGGUUAGCUUUUAUUCAUCUUUCUCGAUAUCGUGGUCCCCUUUUGCCUUGUAUUCUCAUGGUAUACAAGGGGAAAGGGGUCGAGAUGAGGGGACCAAGAUGGAUGAAAGCUGAGUCUAACUCAGCGAAUGCUGGACUUGAAGCUAGAGGCGUUGCUCACUAUCUGUGAAUUUCUGGAGGAUCACACAGCAGACAGAAAAAUCGUGCCAAAGUACCAACUCAAUUCUUUUUCUACUGAUACUGAUACUUACCUUCCUACGUAAACGUUGAAGAAGUAAAGGGAGGCACCUGAUAAGAAGAUGAAGUAAGUACUUACUAGACUUGAGCGCCCGGUGGCACUCCUCCCACUAGGAUCAUCCACCCCCGGCACGCACUUCCUCAACCCCGGCGAGGCUCCGCUUCCCCGGAUCCUCCCCCGCCCGACAAUCGUCUGGCGGCGUUGAUCGUUGGGGCAAGAGCUGGGCGGGGGAAGGCGUUCGGCCAUUGAUUAAAAAGGCACAGGCCGAAGCCGUUGGCCUGUGGUCGGUGUGCUCUUCUUUUGGUAGGUUUGGCCUUCUUUGCGUGCGAGUUGCAGCGCUCGAGCUUGCAACUUCUUGUGAUACAGUCAAAAACUUUGGCUGGGAAUUUUUGCAGUUUUGUUUUUUUUUGGAUAUACUCAAAAACUUUGGAUUUCCCGUCUCAAGUUUGAAACUGUGAGACAUUGCGGCGCCGCUUUCAACCUUCGGGCUUUCAGCCUGGUGCUUUCAGCUUUGAGCUUUCAGGCGUGGGCUUUGUUCAGCUUGACACUUGUUUAAGGCUUAAGCUUGCGCCCUCAUUGGAAUCAAUGCGAUAAAAUUGCGAAACUUCUGGGCAUCGCCGUGAAUUUUUGAAAAGUUAAAACUUUUAGAGUUAAAACCGUAAAAGCUUUGACUUUAUCGCGUAAGUUUCAAACUUCGCGCCCAUCUGCGCGAAGUCAGAUCUAACCAAAUUCGAAGUUCGUGAGUAGUUAGUUCCUAAGGUCCUAACUUAAGUUCUUACGAACGUUCCUAAGUUCAUGAGUCAGAAGUGGAAGAGUUUUGGGUUCGGAAGUGGAAGGUUGAGAGUUUGGCGGGGUCGUUGUUGUUUUUUUAUUUAGCUCUUUCCUAUUUAUUUCUCUUGUAGCUUCUUGGAUAAAAUUUAUACAAGAAAAAGAUCAUGGUUUAUUUUUGGCUCUACUUGUACCGUCUAGAACUUGCUCUACCUCGUCUUCUUCCAAACUUACAGGUACGCGAGACUGGUGCGUGAACAGGGCAUAGAGACGAAACUGAAGGACUUGUACCAGUUCGGGGAUCAGGAGUUGGAGGAUGUCGCGGAUGACAUUGCCAGGUCAUUGGAGUCUGUCUUGAGCAAGAAGUAGAUAUGGAGGUGGGGGCUGUAAGAUAAUCGAAAAGCUGAAAUAACCGAGUAUGCUACGGAAUAAUGUUGUAAGAUACUCGGUUAUAAUUGUGUUUGUUACUUCCUUGCAUGCUUACAACUUCAAUUUACUUAAUUUCGAAUAGAUAAAGAAGAGACAAUAAAGUAGGUGUCUCGGAGAAAGAAAAAGGAGGUAAUAAAAAAAGGGAGGAAGUAGCAGGUUAGGGAUUCCUCUUCAGGAGAUGGAGGAAGAAGGAAGGAAAGGGUGCAUGCUUCUUCAAUAGAAGAUCAUGGAGUAGAUAAGCUAUUCCUUCGCUAAGUGCAGGAGGAAGGAAGGAAACUUACCUAUUUUUUCACAAAGAGGAGGUGGGAAGGAUAGUUCUUGGUACAACCAUGAGGAUGAGAAAGGAAGCAGGACCGUGACUGAUUCUACAUUAACUUGAUAUGGCACCAAAUCCAAUCAAACAGUACAUGUUGCUUGUUUCUGAGAUUUUUUCGAAGUAGUUGUAGUAGACCUAGACUUGUAGAAGUUCACAUAGUUCCUUGAUUCAUUUCAUACGACUCAUUUCAAGCAUAUUACAAAAUUUAUCUCGUCAUAGAGUGCAUGUGCAUCUGCAAUUAUUAUAUGUUCGGCAACAUCACAACCAAGUUAAUAUAGUUCUAGCGUUCUUUCUCUCAAUAUUCAACAGAGCACGAGCAGAAAGCAUAAGUAGAUUUGGAUUGCAUAGAUAGAAAUAGAUUUACUCAAUUUAUUAAGAAAAGAAAUCAGUGAUUAUGUUGUUGUAGUGCUAUUAUCUUAUCAUCUGCUUAGCGAAAUCAAUCUUCAUUCGAUUAAGAACGUCGACAACAAUCAAUUUCCGAAAUAUUACGAGUAUCGAAUUCACAUCCAGUAAGAAUCAACGAACACUAAAAUCGUCCAUGCAUUCCACCAUAUGAUCAGCGACAGCGAAUUACUUACUUGUUCCAUCUACGACCGCGUACUCCAAGUACCACGACAUCGAAAAUGGGUGAUAGAAGUCCCUUCCGUUUUCCCCAUCGCCAUCAUGAAAAAGAACGUUCAUCAAGAUUAAUUCACCAUCUGUAUAAUUCUAACCUUACGCCUAUCAUGUAUACUAAAAGAUUGUUUAUGAUGUAUCAGCAUAUUACUUCAAACAAAACGUUAAUAUGACGAAGAAGUUGCACAUUCGCGUGUCAUACACGAUAUCGCAGACUCAAACAAAAUUAAACACCCUGCUCUGAGACUGAGUUGUCUGAAUGUCUAUUUCCAUGGGGUUUGUUUCGAAGAAU